AUGACUUCAAAUAGUCCAUCAGAGCAAGCUCCGUCAGAAGCCACUUCAUCAAACCCACCUCACACAUUCGAUCGCAACACGUCCGAUCAGCAGGAAAUCACCGCAAUCCUUGCUAAAUUCAACAAAGACCCACUUGAAUUGAGCAUCAUAUCCCUGGGCAAAGAUGGCGUUCUGCGAAAUCUAUCUGCGGAUCGUGCCGUUCUCGAUGCUGUUGGACUGAGCCCACGGCUGGUGAAAGCGUUUUUGGACCGCGUUCCUCCAGACUACCGCGCGCUCACGCCAGAACUCGAGGAUGCUGAUGGAUCGAAGGCGACGGAUGAGGAAAUGUGGCACCCGGAUCCUGGGCUGCUGCCACGACCUAUGGGCGAGGAACAGAAGAAGAAGGCGUUGGCGAGUUUGGAAACCAAUUAG
Alternaria hordeiaustralica is the source of this 411-nucleotide messenger RNA. RefSeq lists its product as uncharacterized. Bases 1 to 411 code for a protein of 136 amino acids. NCBI's taxonomy places the organism in Eukaryota, Fungi, Ascomycota, Dothideomycetes, Pleosporales, Pleosporaceae. The record is from RefSeq and is a predicted model, not a curated record. The transcript has a single exon.